Molecule: messenger RNA, 2119 nt
Organism: Zophobas morio
Lineage: Eukaryota; Metazoa; Arthropoda; Insecta; Coleoptera; Tenebrionidae
Product: cytochrome P450 4C1-like
Exons: 11
Coding region: 618-2090 (490 amino acids)
Molecular function (GO): oxidoreductase activity, acting on paired donors, with incorporation or reduction of molecular oxygen; monooxygenase activity; iron ion binding
Source: RefSeq, a predicted model, not a curated record
UGCUGAUAAAAGCGUUUACACCGUGGCCAUGGAAACCGUCCGUCUAGUCCCGGUAUUGCGCUGGAAUCAGGUCCUGUUCCGACAGUGCCCACCAGUAGUAACUCAAUUGGGGGUUUUAAUUUUGAAUCUGCGCGAAUGAAAUUGUUUGAUUUUAAAUAAACAGUGUCACAACGAUAGAAUGUUAGUGAAAAAUUUUAGGGAGGGCCACGACCGAUUAAGCGCCCUGGAUUAAUACUGGCGUGAAUCAUCUAUGACACGAAGAUUGCAUGUACAAGGACGUGUUGGAACAGCCGAUUUGUUGAUGCAAUAAACUGUUUUACUGCCAAUAAAGGUGUAGUGAGAAAUAAAUAAGUCAAGUCUUGUCAAACCUGAUCUUGAUCUGGAACCAGCGUUCCGCUGUGACAGGAUUUUCAAGUUUAUCGCACUUUUUAUAAAUAAAAAUCUCGAAAUAAAAUGCAAAAUACAAUAAACAGAAAAAAACAAACAAAAACAAUUGGAAAUCAAUUAGUUACUAAGGUCAACAUGUUUUGAAAACACUUAAAUUGAUUAUAUUGCAGAAUCAACAUUCAGUUGUUUUUGUAAUUAAAGUGCUAAAAUUGAUAUAACACCUGAACAAAAUGGUCCCUGCAUGGAUUUUUUUAGCCGCGUCACUCUUGCUUAUGAAAUAUCUCUGGUCCAGACGAUGGGUUUAUUACUAUACUUGGAAAAUUGCAGGCCCUGUUUCGUUCCCCAUUAUAGGAAGCACUCACCUGUUAUUGCGGGAAGGAUAUGAUGGUUUUCUCAAAACAUUUACCAGCGUUUGCAAAACGCAGCCGGCGGUGUUUAAACUGUGGUUGGGCGGACACUUGCUUAUCGUGACUUCCCAGCCCGAAGAUAUCGAAAUUUUUUUAACUAAGUAUCUAAAGAAGGGUACAUUCUAUGAGUUUGGGAAAGAGCUUAUGGGUGACAGCCUCAUAAAUUUACCAGUCGAACAAUGGAAAGUAAAUCGGAAAAUUAUAAAUCAAUCUUUCAAUUCAAAAAUUUUGAAUUCGUUUGUUCCUUCGUUCGUGAAAUAUGCCAACCGACUUGUAGAGGACCUCAGUAAACUUUGUGAUGGAAAAUCAACUGAUAUUUUGCCAGAAGUGUUUAAAUGCACUUUAGAUGCAGCUAUUGAAAAUCUAACCGAUGUUGACGCAAGUUUAAUAAAAGGACAGGAAAAAUUUAUUGCAAAUAUAAUCAGAAUGGAGGAUUUAUUGAUGUUUAGAAUGUACAGGUUUUGGCUUCAUAUGAAUUGGGUCUGGAAGCGUACUGCUGAAGGAAAAGAAAACAGUAAGCUUUCCAAGGAAACAACGGAAUUUAUCAAACAGAUAAUCAAUAGGAAAAAAAUGGAACUCCAAAAGAAUACCUACAACGACGAUAUCAAAAGGAAACAAUUUCUAAAUCAUUUAUUUAAUAUAAGCGACGAAACAAGUCUCUCAGAACAUGCUAUAACAGACGAAACUAAAACUAUGCUCAUUGCUUCGAGUGAAACAACAGCAAUUACCAUUAGUAUGGUUCUUUUGGUUUUGGCUAUCCGAUCUGAUGUGCAGAACAAAAUUUACAAAGAACUCACGACGUUGCUUAAUGGUAAAGACAGAGAUGUUACACUAGAAGACCUUAAUAAAAUGCUCUACUUAGAAUGUACCAUAAAAGAAACCAUGAGAUUCUUUCCUACGGUGCCAGCGUAUGUACGAACAGUUGAUGAAAAUGUUAAAUUAGAUUCAUACACAGUUCCAGCCGGUAGUACCUUUUUGAUUGCUGCAGUGCAUAUGAAUAAACGGGAAGAUAUUUGGAGCGAUCCUUUGACAUUUAAUCCAGACAGAUUUCUGUCUCAAAAUGACACCCUAAGACAUAAAUGCGCAUAUGUACCUUUUAGUUAUGGACCAAGAAAUUGCAUAGGACUCAAUUAUGCAAUGCUAUCAAUGAAAGCAAUCCUAGCAACACUUUUAAAAAACUAUAUGUUUUAUCCUGUAGGAUAUAAAUCGUUCGAAGACAUUGAAUUUUCCUACAGUGUAGUUGCAAAAGUCAGGAACGGUUAUAAUAUUAGGUUAACACAUGUAGACAAACAAUAAAAAACAACGUAAAAUAAAGGUGUAAAAUA